AUUGCAUUUGAGUUUAUUCAAACAAAUCAUCAGAAAUUUAUUCAGUGAUAAUAAGUGUUGGUCCACAUAUGGUGUUUGCAUGUGUUACUAUUACUUUGAAACAGUUAGAUGUGCCUUGAUAUUUUAAUAAGUUGUUAUUUACUGCAUUGCUAAACUAAACCGUAAGUAGAAUUUUUGAAGCAUGUCCUCAGCAAUUGACUUGCUAAAAGACUUUCGUUCUGGACCUCUGGAUCGGUAUCGAAGUCUGGCAACAUUUGAUUGGAAACAGCUUAAGGUUUUCAUUGAAGGGGAGGAAGAAUAUAAAUAUAAGCAUGAGAUAUUGAAAUUUCUGGAAAAUGAUCGUCUAUUUCAUCAUGACAACGACGACCGAACAUUAAGUGAAGAACGUCAAAGAGCACAUGCACAUUUAAAGGCAAUGCGACCUAUUUUUAACCAUGAGGAUUUAGCAUCAUUUUCACGACGAUUUCAAGCCUUUGGCUCAGCAUUAUUACACUGGAAUCACAUGUCAUCUGCUCGUGGUACCAUUCACUUCAGAUUAUUUACAAACUCUUUGCGUACUUUGGGUACUGAACGUCAUCAACAUUUUAUUCGUGAUGCUGAAGAUUUGAAAAUUAUUGGUGCUUUUGCAUUGACUGAGGUAGCACAUGGUUCAAAUACAAAAGGGAUUCGAACCACCGCAAAAUAUGAUAAAGAAACGCAAGAGUUUGUUAUAAAUACUCCAGAUUUUGAAGCUGCCAAAUGUUGGAUUGGAAACUUAGGUAAAACUGCUACUCAUGCAUGUGUUUAUGCACGAUUAAUUACGCCCGAUAAUGAAGAUCAUGGUUUAAAUGCAUUUAUUGUACCUGUUCGUAAUCCUAAUUCAAUGCUGCCAAAUCGAGGCAUAAUAAUUGGUGACCUAGGUGAAAAGAUUGGUUUACGUGGACUCGAUAAUGGUUUCAUGCUUUUUCAAAAUUAUCGUAUACCACGUGAAUAUUUGUUAAAUAAAAUCAACGAUGUAACACCAAGUGGUGAAUAUAUUUAUCAUACAGAGAAUACAAACUCAUCAAAUGAAAUAUUUAGUGUAUUAAUGGGUGGUCGAGCUAAUGUAGCCUAUUUAUCCGUUGUAUAUUUAACACAAUCGAUUGUUACUGCAAUCCGAUAUUGUGCAGUACGUAAACAAAAUGGUUCUAAUGAUAAUGAGGAUGAAAUACCUGUUAUAGAAUAUCCAACAACACAAAUACGUUUAUUGCCACAUUUAGCAUCGUGUUAUGUUUUAACAGUAUUUGGUGAAUACCUAUAUGAUACUUUGGAAUUAUUACGUAAUCAUAAGACGAAAAAUGAUAAUGAACAAAUGGUGUUAUUUGAUUUGCUAAAAGAAGUACACGCUAUUUCAUCAGCUGGUAAAUGUAUAAGCAGUUGGCUAGCACGGGACGGUAUACAAGAAUGUCGUGAAGCAUGUGGAGGUUUUGGUUAUCUGAAAGCUGCUGGUAUUGGAAUUGCUCGAGAUGAUAAUGAUGCAAAUUGUACGUUCGAAGGUGAUAAUUAUGUAUUAAUACAGCAAACAAGUAAUUGGCUUCUAAAAUAUUGGUCACGAAUUAUCGAUGGUGAAACUAUUCAAACUCCAUUACAUACAAUAGACUUUUUAAAUAAUUAUAAGAAAAUUUUACUAAUGAACUACGAUAGGUUGGUACUAAAUUCACAAACUAGAAUUGAUAAAGUUGAAGAUAUAUUUUCAAUUUAUCAAUGGUUAAUUUGUUGGUACUUAAAAAGUACAUAUGAAAAAUUAGAGAAGGAAAAAAAAUUACAUGAUACUUUUACUGCUAAAAAUAAUAUUCAAGUAUUUUUUGCGUUGCCAUUGUCAAUAGUAUUUUCACAGUAUUUGAUGUUAAAUGUUUUUGAUGAAAAAAUCAAAAGUUGUAAAGACGAUAAUUUACGAACUGUUUUAUUAAAAUUAUUUGUCUUAUAUGGUUGUUAUUCAAUAGAAAAAUACUUUGCAACACUAUUUCAAGGUGGUGCUGUUUCAAAUCCAGAAUUCAUCAAAUGUGUACAUGAAACAGUUGUAGAAACUUGUGCAAGUCUAAAAAAUGAUGCUGUAUCUCUAGCUGAUGCAAUAGCACCACCUGAUUUUUGUUUAAAUUCAGUUUUGGGCCAGUCGGAUGGAGAGAUUUAUAAAAAUAUUCAAAAACUAUUAUAUACAUCUCCAGGAACUUUUGAACGUCCUACAUGGUGGAAGGAUAUAGUUGAUUGGAAUAACUAUUGUGAAGAUUUAAAACAUUCACAGCCGUUGCCAUCAAAGUUGUAAUUCCUAUAAAACCAUCUGAAAAUUUGGAAGGCUAGAAAAACUAUUUUAUAGAAUUAAAAUAUCCCAAUUA
This is a messenger RNA of Chrysoperla carnea, 2351 nucleotides long. RefSeq names its product peroxisomal acyl-coenzyme A oxidase 3-like. Gene Ontology annotation, molecular function: fatty acid binding; FAD binding; pristanoyl-CoA oxidase activity. The record is from RefSeq and is a predicted model, not a curated record. The transcript is spliced from 8 exons. Bases 182 to 2281 code for a protein of 699 amino acids. Gene Ontology annotation, biological process: lipid homeostasis; fatty acid beta-oxidation using acyl-CoA oxidase. NCBI's taxonomy places the organism in Eukaryota, Metazoa, Arthropoda, Insecta, Neuroptera, Chrysopidae. Gene Ontology annotation, cellular component: peroxisome.